AUGGAGAAUAAAAAACGCGAGCCCCGCCCGUCGAAACCGUUCCCUUGCCCGAAAAAACAACUCGGCCUGCCCGUCGAAGCAGCCGUAGCCCCCUUCGAGCCGGCCAUGGUCUUCGGCCUCACGCCCUCCCUCUACGUUAAGGCUGGCAGCUUCAUCUUCGGCGCCUACGGAGUGCAGAUGCUGCUCGUGCCCUCCAACAUGAUGACCGACCACUUUGAGGCGCACAUAUGCGCGCCGGCCACCAAAUAUACGGACUUCUGGAUCCGUGGCCAAAGCGUCAGCAUCGCCACCGUUGUCUAUUGCAUGACGAAGCUGCCGGAGGAUGUCGCGGCAAAGGCACUGCUCGGUCUCUCGGCUGGCAUCGCCGUGCUCUACCCCUUCAAUGCCAAGUUCGGAUACCUCUCGAGCCUGGAGGUCAAGUACCCGAUGCACUAUGUCCCCGAGGCGCUCAUGCUCGGCCUGACCGUCGCGGGCGUCCUCGCGCUCAAGUGA
This is a messenger RNA of Emiliania huxleyi CCMP1516, 492 nucleotides long. RefSeq lists its product as hypothetical. The transcript has 4 exons. Bases 1 to 492 code for a protein of 163 amino acids. The record is from RefSeq and is a predicted model, not a curated record. NCBI's taxonomy places the organism in Eukaryota, Haptophyta, Isochrysidales, Noelaerhabdaceae.